Castor canadensis (American beaver) is the source of this 2406-nucleotide messenger RNA. It is a transcript of the gene Hhipl1, whose product is annotated as HHIP like 1. The record is from RefSeq and is a predicted model, not a curated record. Gene Ontology annotation, cellular component: membrane. NCBI's taxonomy places the organism in Eukaryota, Metazoa, Chordata, Mammalia, Rodentia, Castoridae.
AUGGCGGGGCAGCGGGCCGAGGCUGGGGCCGGAGCCCGGGCGCUGCUAGCGCUGCUGUCGCUGCUGGCACUGCAGGCGCUCCCGGCCGCCCCGCACCCGCAGUGCCUGGACUUCAGGCCGCCCUUCCGGCCGCCGCAGCCGCUGCUCUUCUGCGCGCAGUACUCGGCCUUCGGCUGCUGCACCGCGGAGCAGGACGCGGCGCUGGCCCGCCGCUUCGGAGCCCUGGCGACCCGCAUAGACGCCGGGGUGUGGGCGACGUGCGCUGGCUACGCGCUGGACCUGAUGUGCCAGGAGUGCUCGCCCUACGCAGCCCACCUGUACGAUGCAGAGGACCCCGCCACACCACUGCGGACUGUGCCCGGCCUCUGUGAGGACUACUGCCUGGACAUGUGGCAGACCUGCCGGGGCCUCUUCCGCCACCUCUCAACGGAUCGCGAGCUCUGGGCUCUGGAGGGCAACCGUGCCAAGUUCUGCCGCUAUCUGUCCCUGGAUGACACGGACUACUGCUUCCCGUACCUGCUGGUCAACGAGAACUUGAACUUGAACCUGGGACGCGUGGUGGCCGACUCCAAGGGCUGCCUGCAGCUGUGCCUGGAGGAGGUGGCCAACGGGCUGCGCAAUCCUGUGGCCAUGAUCCAUGCCGGGGACGGCAGCCACCGCUUCUUCGUGGCUGAGCAGGUGGGGCUGGUGUGGACCUACCUUCCCGACCGCUCGCGGCUGGAGAAGCCCUUUCUGAACAUCAGCCGCGCAGUGCUCACCUCACCCUGGGAGGGUGAUGAGCGAGGCUUCCUGGGUCUGGUCUUCCACCCCCGCUUCCGGCACACCCGCAAGAUCUACGUCUACUACUCGGUGGGGGUCGACUUCAACGAGUGGAUCCGUAUCAGCGAGUUUCGGGUCUCGGAGGACGACGAGAACACGGUGGACCACCACUCUGAGAGGAUAAUCCUGGAGAUUGAAGAACCAGCCUCUAACCACAAUGGGGGUGAACUGCUUUUUGGGGAGGAUGGGUACCUCUACAUCUUUACCGGAGACGGCGGGAUGGCCGGAGACCCCUUUGGGAAGUUUGGAAAUGCUCAAAACAAGUCGGCGCUGCUGGGCAAGGUGCUCCGCAUCGACGUGGACCGCAAUGAGCGCGGCCCGCCCUACCGCAUCCCGCCCGACAACCCGUUCGUGGGUGAUCCGGCUGCGCGGCCGGAGGUCUACGCUCUGGGCGUGCGCAACAUGUGGCGUUGCUCCUUCGAUCGCGGCGACCCGACGUCUGGCGCGGGCCGCGGGCGCCUCUUCUGCGGCGACGUGGGCCAGAACAAGUUCGAGGAGGUGGACCUGGUGGAGCGCGGCCGCAACUAUGGCUGGCGCGCCCGCGAGGGCUUCGAGUGCUACGACCGCAAGCUGUGCGCCAACGCCUCCCUCGACGACGUGCUGCCGAUUUUCGCUUACCCGCACAAGCUGGGCAAAUCGGUCACAGGGGGUUAUGUGUACCGUGGCUGCGAGUACCCCAACCUGAACGGCCUCUACAUUUUUGGAGAUUUCAUGAGUGGGCGUCUGAUGUCCCUCCGAGAGAACCCAGAGACAGGCCAAUGGCGGUAUAGUGAGAUCUGCAUGGGCCGUGGCCAGACUUGUGCAUUCCCAGGCCUCAUCAACAGCUAUUAUCCACACAUCAUCUCCUUUGCAGAGGACGAGGCUGGGGAGCUGUACUUCAUGUCCACGGGUGUGCCAAGUGCCACGGCUGCACGUGGGGUCAUCUACAAAGUGAUCGACCCCUCCAGACGGGCACCACCUGGCAAAUGCCAGAUCCACCCUGCCCAGGUGAAGGUGAGGAGCCGCCUCAUCCCUUUUGUGCCUAAAGAAAAGUUCAUCCGGAUACCAGGGAACACCCCGCGGCCCACAGCGCGCUUGCCUACCAAGGCGCCCCGCCGUAGCAGCCCCACUGCCCUACCACCUGCGCCUACUCCACGGCCUGCCCAGCCCACCCGGCGGCCCGCCAAGCCCACCCGGCGACCAGGGGGCCGGAGGGGCGGCGGGCGGCAGCGGGGACGGCCGGGCUCUCCGGGACCAUCGCCCUCGAAUGGCACAGUGCGUCUGGUGCGGCCAGCUGGCCUGAGCACUGGCCGAGGCCGGGUGGAGGUGUUCGUGGGCGGAAGCUGGGGCACGGUGUGUGACGAUGCCUGGGACACCAAGGCCGCUGCAGUUGUGUGUCGCCAGCUGGGCUUUGCUCACGUGGUGCGAGCCACCAAGCGCGCUGAGUUCGGAGAGGGCCGGACGCUGCCCAUCCUGCUGGAUGACGUGCGCUGCACGGGCAGCGAGCACAGCCUGCUGGAGUGCACUCAUGCUGGCGUGGGUACGCACAACUGCGGGCACCAGGAGGACGCGGGCGUCGUGUGCAGCCACGAAGACCCGGACUUGUAG